Molecule: messenger RNA, 3239 nt
Organism: Protopterus annectens (West African lungfish)
Lineage: Eukaryota; Metazoa; Chordata; Ceratodontiformes; Protopteridae
Gene: TTC1
Product: tetratricopeptide repeat domain 1
Exons: 8
Coding region: 1-756 (251 amino acids)
Molecular function (GO): protein binding
Source: RefSeq, a predicted model, not a curated record
AUGUCUGAAGAAGUUGCUCACAUUUUGAGCGACGAAAGGCGCUUUACAUAUAUCUGUAAAACUGAACGUAGAUUACGUGACAGAAUAUACGAGCACAUGUACGCUAUUGAUAGGAAAAAGAUGGAUAAUGCCCUGGCUAGACACUCUCAAAUGUAUGAAGGGCACACUUUUUCUUUUAAAGCAAUUAAUCAAGUACAAGUGGAUAGAAGAAAGAAAGAAAGUGAAAUGUUAAAGAAAGAAGGAAAUGAUCGAUUUAAAGAAACAGCAUAUACUGAAGCAGAAACCUGUUACACAGAAGCUCUUCGAAUCUGUCCCUACUGCUUCCAAAAAGAGAGGGCUAUUUUGUACUCUAAUAGGGGAGCUGCAAGGAUGAAGCAGAGUAGAGAAGAAGAAGCAAUUAAAGAUUGUUCCAAAGCAAUAGAACUGAAUCCAGAUUACAUACGUGCGAUACUAAGAAGAGCAGAGCUGUAUGAAAAAACAGAGAAGUUGGAUGAAGCAUUAGAAGACUAUAAAACCGUUCUAGAGAAAGAUGCAUCAGUACAUCAGGCAAGAGAGGCUUGUAUGCGGUUGCCAAGACAGAUUGAAGAGAGAAAUGAGAGGCUGAAGCAGGAAAUGAUGGGAAAACUGAAGGACCUUGGAAAUUUGCUUCUUAAGCCAUUUGGACUGUCAACAGAUAAUUUUCACGUCAAUCAGGACAGUGCCUCAGGUUCCUACUCUGUCAACUUUGUUCAAAAUCCUAACAACAACAAUCGAUAACCGGCAUGGCUGCUCUGCUUGCUUUUCUUUGAGGAUCUUCCAGCUGCUGUCUGUAAACAAAAUUAGUGUACUGCCAGAUAAAAACACUUCCUGCAACUGUUUCACAAUUAAUCCACCUUGUUGUUCAAUUCAUGAAAAUUAAAUUAAAUACUGGUGUAGUUGAACAAUACCACCACCUCCUACUUCCUGAAGAUGUUUCACCUGGCCUACUAAUCCACCUGAAAGUGUGAUACCAAUGUUUAAAUUGCAUUCUUUCUCUUGGAAAUAGCACAUUUUCAUAAGUACUUUUAAAAGAACAUUUGCUAUGAAAUGUUUAUUUGUGUUUUGGAGUAGCAGUAAAUAGUAGUUUUUGUUUUUUAUGUUGCAGUACCUCCAUAGUGGCCCAUUAUUCCUGCAUAAGCCAUACAGUUAAAUUAUUGCAUUAAAAAUAGGCUGAUGGAAUGGUAAAAGCAUGUGUAAAUGAAAGAUAGCCUCACUGAUGCAACUAUUGCCAUGAAUAUGUAGGUAAACAUCAAGGGUAUGAAUUCUUCCUUUUAUCCUUAGUGCACUACAGUGUAGCUGAUGCAUUCUAAUGACAUUUGAAUAACCUCAGAAUGCCCUGUGGUGAAUUGUAACCAUUUGGAAAUGUUUAAUAGGAAGUUUGUUUAUACUUAUAGAAUCCCCCACACACACUUCACUAAAGCAAAUAUCAGAAUCCUGAAACUAAAAGUACCUAAAGCACAUUAUUCUGAAAGAUUAUUAAUUUGAACCAGAAUCAGUUGUGAAAAAUGCAGUCUCUUUAUAAGUUCAUAAGUUUAUACUAGGCUAACUACUACCAGAGUCUUUACAAGCAUAGUCAUGCAGUCUAACACAGUUUUGUCCCAGACUUCCUUGGGGUAGCUAAGGGUUACGUGUGUGUGUGUGUGUGUGUGUGUGUGUGUGUGUGUGUGUUAGUUGGGGAUUAAUUUACUUACUGUCAACCUCUGCCCAUUAGAGACAUGGGGGCCAGACUGAGGGUUAAUUUGCAAUUUCCCAUCCAGUGAUGGAGGUUUUGUUUGAAAAGGGUCAGGGAUGAACUCUGCUUCAUAGAUAGGAAGCCUUUUCCAUAGUGCAGGAAUUCUUUGAGACACAUAUCUGUCCUUCCACCAUGUUCUAUUUAUGUUGCAGGCAGAAUUCAGGUCUUUGGAUGUACAUUUCUGGUGCUGUUUGUUUUGCAGUUGUGCAAGAGAUCUGUCAGAGCUGGAUCUGAGGAUGUAUAUGGUAGGCAUAGAUCACCUCUCAGUAACCUGUAGGAGACUAGAGUGUAGAGAUGAGCCUUAAGGCAAUCUGUGUAAGACGAGGGUAUUCAUACCAUGGAGUCUCAUGGUGAGGAACAUUGUAUAUCCAAUGUUCACACUUUCCUUUAUUUCCAUGUGAAGGGUUGUUUCCUUUACUUAUGUUUGUUUUUCUUACUCGUAGGUGUCACCCUCUAAGAUCAGUGCAACAUUUUGAUUAAUCUGAAACCAGACAUUGCACAAAUCUGUGAAGCUGUGUGACUGUCGUUUGAGAACAUUUAAAUAUCAGAGGGUGUGGGAGUUGUCCCCUUGUAUAAAUUUGGAUUUGGGGGGUUGUUGUAGCAGUGACAGUGCCUGCACUUAUGUGCCAUUGUUUUUAAUGUUUUGUUCUUUGGUAGUGUUUGAGUCUUGAUAUAGUGCUUUUGAUAUUUUAAGUUGCAGGAUUUUGUUUUUAUGAUUUUGUGAUUCAUUGAGAUGUGCUGAGAAAUUUUCUUAUUGCUUCUUUGAGAAUCAGCUGACUAUUUGAAAACCAUUUUACAGUCUGUAAGAUGCUUACUUAAUUCAGAUGCCUAGAGUAUGAUCUGAGGUGCAACAGCUAACAUCAGUGAUUGUUUCCUCCAUUUGUCUUUUUGGUAAUUCAUUACCUGUGGACUGUGACAUUCCAAAGUAGCCAGUAGGAGUCUUGCAGGGAGGAGUGACUAGUGGAGUAAUGUGGGCCACUGAUUUGGUUGGUUCCUUCACAGAGCCUUUACUCAUAGAUAAUGAAUUGUAUAAAAUGUAACAAUGGUGUCAGUUGUCUAUUAUUACAAUGAUUUUCUCACAUAACCGUCUCUUCAAAAACUUCCUUACUGAAAACUAAUGAGAUUCUUCAUCUUUGUUGGUUUAUUUAGUAAAAAAAAAUAUCCUUGUAUUAUGCAUGCAUGUCUGAGUGCGUGUGUGUGCACAUCUAUUUACGCACAUCCACAAACGCAUUCCCUUUUUGCUUGGUUUCAAAAAAUAUGUCGCUUAUGAUGCAAACAUCCAAUGCUCAAGUGUUUAAGGAAUAGUUGCUCAUUUAAUCAGUCAUGGGUGAAAACUGCGUGAAAGUUUGUAGUGCUUUAAAAUAUUUGAAGUAUGGAAGUAUAACAGAUUUUUGUUGAUACUUAACAGUUUGAGUGUGUUUGUGAGCACGGAGAACAUUUUGACUCCAACUUCACCUAUCUGGCAUAAAUAAAUCUAUGUAAAAUCAGA